Molecule: messenger RNA, 1643 nt
Organism: Pollicipes pollicipes
Lineage: Eukaryota; Metazoa; Arthropoda; Thecostraca; Pollicipedomorpha; Pollicipedidae
Product: putative E3 ubiquitin-protein ligase ariadne-2
Exons: 10
Coding region: 12-1550 (512 amino acids)
Biological process (GO): protein ubiquitination
Molecular function (GO): zinc ion binding; ubiquitin-protein transferase activity
Source: RefSeq, a predicted model, not a curated record
AGCUGCUCAAGAUGACUGAAACAGAGUCGCAGUCGUCAAUGGACUACUCGGAGGACGAGGACGAGGACGAGAGUGCGCUGCAAGACUACUACCAGUUCGGAUGUGACGACCUGGAGGAGGACACGUCGCGACAAAACCCCGAGUUCUUCCCGGUCGAGUGUCUCAGUGUCGAGGAGGUGGAGCGGCUCUUCAACGAGUGGGUGGAGCAGCUGAGCACCAGCCUGCAGGUGACGCCCUCGCUAGCCAAGCAGUUACUGCACUCCAACAGUUGGAACGCGGCCGAGAUCGUGGCGCGGUACCGCGCUAACUCCAGCCAGCUGCUGGCCGAGGCGCAGAUCAAGCCGCGGCCAGCGCCACCGCCGCCGGCCGCACCGGCCGCCUGUGUGCCGGGGCCCAGCCACGCCUCCCAUCCGCUAUCCGCUACCGCCGCCGCCGCUGCCGCUGCCUCCGUCGCAGCCGGUGCCGUGCUGCCGCCGGCCGAGUGUCCCGUCUGUGCGAGCGUGCAGCCGUCGAGCGAGUUCCGAGCGCUCGCCUGCCGCCACCACUUCUGCCAGGGCUGCUGGCAGAUGCACUUCGAGACUCAGAUCAUGCAGGGUAUCUCGCUCGGUAUCGAGUGUAUGGCGCGGCAUUGCAACAUCCUGGUACCGGAGGACUUUGUGGUGUCGCUGCUGACGCGGCCGGCGCUGCGCGGCCGCUACCAGCAGUACGCCUUCGCCGACUACAUUCGCUCUCAACCGCAGCUCAGAUUUUGUCCCGGCCCGAACUGUCCUAUAAUAAUUCGUGCGUGGGAACCCAAGGCCAAAAGGGUAGUGUGCAGCAAGUGUAAAACCUCUUUCUGUUUCCGGUGCGGCAUCGACUACCAUGCGCCAGCCGACUGCGACACGGUCAAGAAGUGGCUGACCAAGUGCGCGGACGACAGCGAGACGGCCAACUAUAUAUCGGCCAAUACCAAAGAUUGCCCAAAGUGCCAUAUCUGUAUAGAGAAGAACGGGGGAUGCAAUCAUAUGCAGUGUUUCAGCUGCAAGUUUGAAUUCUGUUGGAUGUGUCUAGGCAAUUGGAAAAACCACGGGUCCGAGUACUACGAGUGCUCACGGUACAAGGAGAACCCCAACAUCGCCAGCGACUCGGUCCACGCCAAGGCACGCGAGGCGCUCAAGAAGUACCUGCACUACUACGAGCGGUGGGAGAAUCACUCCAAGUCGCUGGCACUGGAGGCCCACACGCGGCAGAAGAUCGUGGACCGGAUCAACCAGAAGGUCAACGACGCCAGCGGCACCUGGAUAGACUGGCAGUACCUGCUGGACGCGGCCGCGCUGCUGGCCAAGUGCCGGUACACGCUGCAGUACACGUACCCGUACGCCUACUACCUGGAGUCUGGCUCCCGCAAGGCGCUGUUUGAGUACCAGCAGGCGCAGCUGGAGGCCGACAUUGAGGAGCUGUCCUGGAAGGUGGAGCGCGCCGAGACCACCGACCGCGGCGAGCUCGAGAACCACAUGAGCCGCGUCGAGAAGAGCCGCACCAUGCUGCUGCGCGAGUUCAUAGAGCCGUAGUGGCCGGCGGUGCGGCGCGGCAGCCGCGUGCUGCGGGCGGCGUCGGCUCUAGUUCCGGGGCGGCCCGAGGCGUCCGAGUCUCCUCUGCCGCGU